AUGUUUUGGAUAUUUUUUGUUUUACUGAUAUUUUCUACUGGUGAUUGUAUUCUUAUCGGUAAAAUCGAUAAUAAUAUAUUGAUUGGUAAUAUAUAUAAAUCAUUAUGGAAUAUAACGCAAAAUCAAUGUAUAUGUGAAAUGAUAAAUUCAAACGGAAUCAUAUCGACAUUAAAUUAUUUUUCAACAAAUCAAACUUGUCAAUUAUUUUAUACAAAUUUUACUUUGAUUUUAAUUGAAUUUAAUCUCAAUUCUUCUUUGAUAUUUAUGAAUCAAUCAGCAAUAUUCAUAGCACAGAAUCAGAUCGCGUCAACAACAACACCAUCAUUAUCGCCAUCAACGACAACAUCAACAGCAACCACAACAUCAACGUCAACAACAACAGCAACCACAACAUUAACAUCAACAACAACAACGUCAACAACAACUUCAACAACAACAGCAA
This is a messenger RNA of Adineta steineri, 442 nucleotides long. The record is from the annotation of a GenBank genome assembly. NCBI's taxonomy places the organism in Eukaryota, Metazoa, Rotifera, Eurotatoria, Adinetida, Adinetidae.